Musa acuminata subsp. malaccensis (wild Malaysian banana) is the source of this 1335-nucleotide messenger RNA. Its product is annotated as dof zinc finger protein 1-like. Gene Ontology annotation, molecular function: DNA binding; DNA-binding transcription factor activity. The record is from RefSeq and is a predicted model, not a curated record. NCBI's taxonomy places the organism in Eukaryota, Viridiplantae, Streptophyta, Magnoliopsida, Zingiberales, Musaceae. Gene Ontology annotation, biological process: regulation of DNA-templated transcription.
AUAUAACCUCCAUCCUCCUCUCUCCCUCUCUCUCUAAGCUACUAACCAAGCCAACGCCGUUGCCGUAGCUGCCUACCGGGACACUAGCCGGCCGCUUCCUCUUCCGCUCCUUUCAGCUUCGUCUGGAUCGCAGGGAAACCCUCCCGAGCCUCGGCCUUCCUGAGAUCUGCAUGGAUGCUGCUCGGUGGCACCAGGAGAUAGGGCUGGCGGUGGAGCCCAUGGAACUGGUGCCCUCCUCCGCCUUUACCACCACCACCACCACCGCUAAUAGUACUUGCACUACAGCCAGGCCGCAGGUGACGGAGAGAAGGGCCAGGCAGCAGAAGGAGCAGGCCCUCAGCUGCCCCAGGUGCAACUCCACCAACACCAAGUUCUGCUACUACAACAACUACAGCCUCACUCAGCCCAGGUACCUGUGCAAGUCCUGCAAGAGGUACUGGACCGAGGGCGGGUCCCUCAGAAAUGUCCCCGUCGGUGGUGGCUCGAGAAAGAACAAGAGAUCCACCACUGCGGCAUCGGCAAUGGCGUCACAUUCUGAGAAGCUACCGACUGACCUCAUCCCCCCUCCCGUCUCCCUCGCUGCCACUCAGAGGUUCCACCAGGGACAAGACCUCAACCUGGCCUUCCCCGACCCUGAACCCAUCGGCUUCUCCAACCCAAGUGAUGCUGUUGGUGCUCUCUCUGCGAUGGAGUUCCUGAGAACUGGAAUGACUGCCAGAGAUUUCAAGCCUUACCUGCCAUUAAUGCAACUGCCGGAAUACUCGACUGCGUUUGAAUUGCAAGAACUCGGGCCUCCUGCACUUAACUUCCCGAUGAUGGGUUUCCCUUUUGAAGACGUGAAACCAGGAGCCCAUACUACAAGCACAGCCGAUGAGUUCGAGAAGAGCAGGGAACAAGGUGGGGAUCCUCCUGGUUUUUGGAACAGUAUGAUAGGCGGGGAAGGCUCAUGGUAGGAGAGAGAGAGAGAGAGAGAGAGAGGCAGCAGCGCUCCAAGAUCUAAGAGAAACAGGGCAGAAUGGAUCAUCCAUUUUCUUGAUGCUGACACCAACGCAUUACCGAAACAUUUCAUAUCAUGCGCCUUCUCUGUUGUUCAUAUGUCGUAGUAAAAGCUUGAUCUGUACUUGUCCGGCGUAAUCCACACACGACGCAUGGUUGGAGGGGGAUGGCUAAUUGGGUCCGGAAUGGUGGACCUGCAGCAUUGAAUGCUUUGCCGAAGGUCAGACGCUUCACUGCUCUUAAGCAGAUCGGUGUACGACGACGAGGAUCACAACACGUGAACUUGUCGGCCUUGUAUUUAUCUGCACUUUUCUUGGUAUUUUGUUCCUUCUUCCCUCU